Molecule: messenger RNA, 3567 nt
Organism: Salvelinus sp. IW2-2015
Lineage: Eukaryota; Metazoa; Chordata; Actinopteri; Salmoniformes; Salmonidae
Product: serine protease HTRA3
Biological process (GO): proteolysis
Cellular component (GO): extracellular region
Molecular function (GO): protein binding; serine-type endopeptidase activity
Source: RefSeq, a predicted model, not a curated record
CCGAAGAGUUAUGCGUGGUCAAGAGGAUCCAACUCUCCGCUUCCUGGGGUCGCGUUUUUAUUGUCAAAGACCUACUUUGCGGAGCUACUUUGGCUUAGUUUAUUAAUUCGACGAUUUUAAAAACAAGCACACAUAAAACUUGAAAAAUACAAAUAAAAUCAUCGAAGAUAACACACAAUAAUGUCUGGGAUUUAUUUCCAUUGUUGUCCUCUUGUGACAUGGUGGUUGAUCAAGAUCACUUGCGCUUUGGAGGGGCAGAGCCAGACCAGACGCAACAAAUGAUGUUGGAUCUUCAAAAAACUGAAAAAACAAAAGGCACCGCACUGCUGUGCUGAGACUCAUUGGUGUUCAUUGCAAAUAUAGCGCCAGCCAGUGCAUCGAUUAGACGCACAAUAACGGCAUAUUUGGGAUCAGUUUCCACUCCUUUGGGAUAACGUUUCCCAUUUAAUCUGGAUCAAGAACGGGCUGCAUAUGAGUUGAAAACUUUUAAGUUUUAAGAAAAUCCCGGAUGUCUGCCCUGCAAGCGUAACUUUAUCUCGARAGUCCUGUGAAAGAGAUGCUUAAAAGUGGGGAGUAUUGCUCGUUGUUCAAUCUUUCCAAAUGACCGGCGACCGUUUUACCACGUACAUGACCGUGUAAAUACUUAGCCUAACAUUAUUUGUUAUUAUUUUAUAGUUUUCAUUUUCUCAUAUCUCCACUGCACUUGAUCGCAAACGAUGCAGGUCCUACUGUUUGCUACGGUUAUUUACUAUAUCYUGAACUUCGUCGGGGCUGAGCCCAAACCAAAAUGCCCAGAGCGGUGCGACGUGAGCACUUGCCCCAGCCCUAGCUGCGCGAUGGGAUACGUUCCAGACCGAUGRAACUGCUGCCUGGUUUGCGCCCAGGGAGAAAGCGACCCAUGCGGGCGCAAAGAUGACCUACCCUGCGGUGAUGGACUCGAAUGCAAGCACCCGGCCGGAAAGCGGCUAGCCAAGGGCUUUUGUCAGUGCAAAUUGGGUCACAAAGUUUGCGGCAGUGACGGCAUUACCUAUGGGAACGUGUGUCAGCUGAAGGCGCAGAGUAGGAAGGCUCUGCAGCAGGGGCUGCCCGCCAUCAACUCGGUCCAGAAGGGACCAUGCGAAAUCAACAAUAACAAAGGUACUUCACACCCCACCAGUCCCAGGUACAAGUUUAACUUCAUAGCCGACGUGGUUGAGAAGAUUGCGCCGGCUGUCGUCCACAUUGAACUUUUCCUCAGGCACCCUCUGUUCGGCCGGAAUGUCCCUCUGUCCAGUGGGUCAGGCUUUGUGAUGUCAGACACAGGUUUGAUAGUGACCAACGCCCAUGUAGUCUCCAGCACCAGGCCUGUGUCGGGCCGUCAGCAGCUCAAGGUCCAGAUGCACAAUGGUGACGUCUACGAAGCGACCAUCAAGGACAUCGAUAAGAAGUCAGACAUCGCCACCAUCAAAGUCAACCCACUGAAAAAGCUCCCGGUGCUGUUGCUAGGCCACUCGGCCGACCUUAGACCUGGUGAGUUUGUGGUUGCCAUUGGCAGCCCCUUCUCUCUCCAGAACACGGUUACCACAGGGAUCGUGAGCACUGCACAGAGAGACGGGAAGGAGCUGGGCAUCAGAGACUCUGACAUGGACUAUAUACAGACGGACGCCAUCAUCAACUAUGGAAAUUCAGGCGGACCUCUUGUUAACUUGGACGGGGAGGUGAUCGGUAUCAGUUGCGAUCCAGUUCCUAUUCGUAACACUCUGUUAAGUUGUUUGUCUGACUGCCACCAGGACGGGGAGGUGAUUGGCAUCAACACUCUAAAAGUGGCUGCUGGGAUCUCCUUCGCCAUCCCUUCUGAUAGGAUCACACGCUUCCUCGAGGAAUCCAUGGACAAGCAGAGCAAAGGUAGGCCCGCACAUCCCCUCCCCUCUGAUAGGACAACACUCUUCCUCAACGAAUCAAUGGACAAGCAGAGCAAAGAAGUGAGAUCAUUGAAGAAACGUUUCAUUGGAAUAAAGAUGCUCACCAUCAACCCAGCGCUGGUUGAGGAGCUGAAGCAGCAGAACCCAGACUUCCCUGAUGUCUCUAGUGGGAUCUACGUCCAUGAAGUGGUGCCUCACUCUCCUGCACAGAAAGGUGGUAUCAGAGACGGCGACAUCAUCGCGAAGCUGAACGGCCGUCCUCUGCUGACCACAGCUGAUCUACAAGGGGCGCUCACGGAGGAGACAGCCCUGCUGCUGGAGGUCAGGAGGGGCAACGACGACCUGCUCUUCAACAUCCAGCCCGAUGUCAUUAUGCAGUAACCCAGUAACCAUGAAGACAUUGACCAGGAGUACCGUGUUCGAGAUAUAUUUCUAUCGGGAACAUUCUGUAAACGUUAGAACGUCACUCAUGAACAUGCUCCCAGCUGUUCAACAUCGAGCCAGACGACGUCUUCAUGCAGUAAUCACAGCAACCGUGGUGUGGAACCCGGGAGACUGAAAAAGUAUAAUGACCAAACAAAAUAAAACAAAACAGAAACUCUGGUUGAGAGCCCUAUACACUGAUAAAGCUGCCCCUAUAGUCACUGACCUGAGGUCAGUUUGUAUUUGUUUUGGGAGGGUAAACUGAUCCUAACUCGGUGCCUAAAGGGUGACUUUUAACUACUCAGAGCCCAGGGGAGAACGAUCAACAAACAAGUCAAGAAACAGAAAACUUUGUUUGUUGAAACCUUGAUCUGGAAACGAUAGAGACUGACUGACCCUUGCUUGGUAAAUCCAGCCAGAAAACUCCCUGGAGUCUGGAUGCAUUUAGGACUGAAUGUUGGAACGCCCAGCGAAAUGAAACACUUGAUUUUUAUUAUUGUUGUAUUUGUGUUUUGUAUCAUCUGUCUUUGUCAAAGCACACCAGCUGUUUUUUGAGACUCACUUACUCCCAAUGCAACCUAUCAUUGGUAAGACAAGUUUAGCAUGUAGUUAAUUCAAAGAUGUGUCCAUUGUUACACUGCUUUUAUAGCCUUUUUUUAUCUGUUGACCAGAACUUAUUUCUGUACAUGCGAGUACAGUAGCUAUGUGUCCAAUGCUUUCCGUUUGAAACCAUUCCGUAACCAACUGUGAAUGUUGUUUUUUGGUCAGUGAUACGUUGAAAGAAAGACCAGAAUUUGGUCGGAAAUGUUCAGUUAGAAGUUGAAAGAAAGACCACAUUUUUAUUCAACUGGUAAAAUGUAAGCAAAUGUCUGUUUGAAUCUCACUGUUACUGGAUUCUUGAUGUCUUCUACUAUCACCGACCCAUUGGGAACACUUUACAUUAAUGUCCUAAGGGUUUAUAAAGGGUUUGUAAAGGUGUUAUAAGCAGUUUUAUAAACACUUUACAAUAUUGACCUGUGCUUAUAGCAUGAAUAAAUAAAUUCCCUUUACAGUCAGUUACUUAUAUCUUAAUCAUCAUGACUUAAGAACAGAUUGAAUGUUUACAAAUCUGGAUUCCUUACCAACAGACUAUGUCAAUGGGAGUGAUUGUUUUAGUUUUUGCUACUUUUAUAAUGUGUAUAAAAUAAAAUAAAUUGCUCUAUAGGACGUUCUUGCGUUGGAUCCAGUGAGACGUGUGUGAAUA